AUGUCGAAGGACAAGAGCUCCAACCCAGACCUCUCCCUGCACCCUCAUGCCACCGGCCUGGCCGCCACCUUCGCCCAGUCCCACCUCAACGCCUCAGACGCCGACAGCCCCUUCACCCUCUACGGUAGCUGGUUCUGCCCCUUCGUCCAGCGCGUCUGGAUCAUCCUGCACCUGAAGUCCAUCCCACACCGCUACGUGGAGAUCAACCCCUACCACAAGGCGGCCGAGUUCCUGGCACGGAACCCGAGAGGUUUAGUGCCGACCUUGGCGGUCAAUGAUUUGAAACUUGCUGGAGUCGAGGCCAAUGGUAUCGGUGAUGACGCCGGCAACGAGGAAUUCAACGGCAACAGCAGCAACGACGCGACGACCACCGACGGAGUCCAUCCCAAGGAGAAAAUCCUCUACGAAUCAACAAUAAUAGCCACCUACCUCAAUACCCGCUACCCUCAACCCCACCCCCUGACCUCAAACAACGCCUACACCGCCGCCAAACAAGCCAUCGCCAUAGACUUCAUCUCUACGCGCAUCAUCCCGGCCUUCUACCGCUUCCUGCAGCAUACGCCCCAGAAACCCUACACCCUGGACUCCUGCCGCGCCGAGUUCUGCGGGCACUUGCUGGAGUUCACCCGACAAAUGCACUCCCAAGGCCCGUUCUAUGGCGGGAAGGACAUCAGUAUGGUUGACAUCGCACUGAUACCCUGGGCGCUGAGGGUGUUUCUGAUUGAUCACUACAAGCUACCUGGUGGGAGUGGUGUGGGGAGACACACAACAGCUGGUGACGACAAGCCAGAGCUAGGGAGCGAAGAAGAUCAAGACGCCCUCUGGCAGCGAUACUCAACCUGGUACAAUGCCAUCUCCACGCACCCCAGUGUGCAGGCUACGAUGAGCGAUCGCGAGAGGUAUAUCGAGGCGUAUAAGAGGUACGCCGAAGAUACCACGGGCAGCGGGGUUGGUAAAGCGACAAGGGAAGGGAGGGGGUUGCCUUGA
Molecule: messenger RNA, 987 nt
Organism: Cyphellophora attinorum
Lineage: Eukaryota; Fungi; Ascomycota; Eurotiomycetes; Chaetothyriales; Cyphellophoraceae
Exons: 1
Coding region: 1-987 (328 amino acids)
Cellular component (GO): cytoplasm
Source: RefSeq, a predicted model, not a curated record